Molecule: messenger RNA, 1205 nt
Organism: Zea mays
Lineage: Eukaryota; Viridiplantae; Streptophyta; Magnoliopsida; Poales; Poaceae
Exons: 4
Coding region: 248-913 (221 amino acids)
Biological process (GO): cell redox homeostasis
Cellular component (GO): chloroplast
Source: RefSeq, marked provisional
CAUUUCCGCUACCCAAAUCUCUCCGUCCACGGCGACGCCAGACGGCAUCCGUCAGCCAGCAACAUCUCCACCACACCCUCCCCGUCCCCGACGAAGAAGCACAGCGGAGAGGCGGCCGAAGCCGACGCCUCACCAAGUCACCAGUAGCUUCUCCGCGCUCGUGCGCGCCUUCCCGCACUUGGAUGCUCCCUGCGCCGGCGCCUAGAGCGGCGGCCGUCUAGCGGGCGCCCGGAGGGUGAACCCACCGAUGGCCGACGCUCUCCUUCCACGCCGCUUCCUCGCGCCGUUGUCAGUCGUAUCCGGAGCCUCUUCAUCAGCCUCUUCGUCCCCGCCGUGUCUUUGGGUGCUCUCGUCGCCCGGCUCCCCGCGCCGGCCGCGCCUGGCGGCCGGUCACCCGCAACCCCGGCCUCGCCGGUUCACUCGGCACAAGACUUAUGCAGCAGAGCGUGGUGAGCAACUGAAAUGGUGGGAGAAAAAUGCUGGACCAAAUAUGAUUGACAUCCACUCCACAGUGGAGUUCUUGGAUGCACUUAGAGAUGCUGGAGACAAUCUUGUUAUUGUUGAGUUCUACGGAACCUGGUGUGCUUCAUGCAGGGCUCUCUUUCCAAGGCUCUGCCGGACAGCUUUGGAGAACCCUGAUAUAUUGUUUCUAAAAGUGAAUUUUGAUGAAAACAAACCUAUGUGCAAACGACUGAAUGUCAAAGUCCUUCCUUUCUUCCAUUUUUAUCGUGGAGCUGACGGGCUACUUGAGGCUUUCUCCUGUUCCUUAGCUAAGUUUCAGAAGCUGAAGGAUGCCAUUGCAAUGCACAACACUGCUCGUUGCAGCAUUGGUCCACCUGUUGGAGUUGGCGAUGUUGACUUGCUGGAUAACGCGAGCCCUCAAGAGAAACCUGCAGAAGCUAGCCCACGGUAGAUUCAUGAGAAUGAGCUCCACCUCAUCCACUUCUACGUCCUGCUCAUUGUUUUCUUCACUAUAGAUCUCAAUGUAAUCAGUUGUGGAGAACAUAAGUAGCCUCGGUUCAUGAAUCAGAUGUAUGGAUUAUUGUAACGCAUUCUUGAAAGGGAAAAACAUGUAUUAUAGCGUGAUAACUGUACCUUUUGUGUUUGUUGUACAGAACCAUAGAAUUGUACUUCAUUUUAGGUGAAGACGCCUUUGAACAUUUAAGCUCCCUUGUGGGCCGUUUUAUAGAGUCAGUCAGUCCAGU